Molecule: messenger RNA, 1050 nt
Organism: Fusarium redolens
Lineage: Eukaryota; Fungi; Ascomycota; Sordariomycetes; Hypocreales; Nectriaceae
Exons: 4
Coding region: 1-1050 (349 amino acids)
Source: RefSeq, a predicted model, not a curated record
AUGGCACCCAAAAUUUUGUUUACUGGAGUCACUGGCUUCGUUGGAGGUACUGCUUUUUCCAAAAUACACGAUGCUCACCCGGAUUAUGACUAUACCCUGUAUAUCCGCAGCGAAGAUCGUGCAAAGAUCAUCUCGGAGAAGUACCCCAAGGUCAAGUUCGUGUAUGGAGACCUUGCGAGCACCGAUGUGAUCGAGAAGGCGGCAUCUGAGGCUGACGUGGUUGUUCAUACGGCAGAAUCUGCAGACUCACUCCCAGCGGCCAGGGCAAUCGCAAAAGGUCUCGUUACUGGCCACUCGGCAGGAAAUCCAGGAUACUAUAUCCAUCUUUCAGGAGCAGGUAUACUGACCUGGUUCGAUCUCAAGAACCAGCGCUAUGGUGAACCACCUUUGUCGGAGCAAAAGUACAAUGACAUCAAUGACAUUGGCCGCAUUCUCAAACUCCCUGAUGAAGCGAUCCACAAGGAUGUUGAUAAUGUUGUCCAGGGCAUCAACACAGAUGCCGUCAAGUUCCUCAUUGUGGCACCUCCUGUUAUCCACGGAACUGGUCUUGGCCUAUUCAACAAGACUAGCAUGACAGUUCCAGGUCUGGCCCGAGCAACAUUUGAUCUUGGCUACACCCCUUUCGUUGGAGCUGGAAAGGCAAAAUGGGACCACGUCCAUGUAGAGGACCUUGCAGACUUUUUCACCAAAGCCAUCGAAGCAACCCAGGAUCCCUCCAAGAAAGAUGACCCUGAGAUAUGGGGUAAGAAGGGGUACUACUUUGUCAGCGGCGGUGACCACCAGUGGAAAGAGCUUGCAACCUGGGUUGCCGAGGAGGCUCAUCGUCAGGGGUAUAUACCUGAGUCUAAGACUCAGUCUGUUACAUUUGACGAUGUGAUCAAGAAUGGCUAUAAGGCUGGAGCUGCCUGGGGCAUUAACUCGAAGGGAGAGGCGGAGAGAGCGAGGAAGUUUCUGGGAUGGGAGCCCAAGGCGCCGUCACUGAAGGAGACGAUCGCUGACUCGGUGACUUUGGAAGCUCAGAUUCUCGACCUAAAGCCUAAGCACAAAUGA